CUGUACGAGAACUUCAUCAGCGAGUUCGAACACAGGGUGAACCCCUUGUCCCUGGUGGAGAUCAUUCUCCACGUGGUCAGGCAGAUGACGGAUCCCAAUGUGGCCCUCACUUUUCUGGAAAAGACUCGAGAAAAGGUGAAGAGCAGCGACGAAGCUGUCAUUCUGUGCAAAACGGCCAUCGGGGCGCUCAAGCUGAACAUCGGGGACCUGCAGGUCACCAAGGAGACCAUUGAGGAGGUCGAGGAGAUGCUGAACAACCUCCCCGGGGUGACUUCGGUUCACAGCCGCUUCUACGACCUCUCCAGCAAGUACUACCAGACGAUUGGCAACCACGCCUCGUACUACAAGGACGCUCUGCGCUUUCUGGGAUGCAUUGAUGUCAAAGACUUGCCGGUGUCAGAGCAGCAGGAGAGAGCCUUUACCCUGGGGCUGGCAGGGCUCUUGGGAGAAGGUGUUUAUAACUUUGGGGAGCUGCUCAUGCACCCUGUUCUGGAGUCCCUGAGAAGCACGGAUCGGCAGUGGCUGAUUGACACGCUCUACGCCUUCAACAGCGGGAACGUAGAGACGUUUCAGGCUUUGAAGUCGGCGUGGGGUCAGCAGCCAGAUCUGGCCGCAAACGAGGCGCUUCUGCUGCAGAAGAUUCAGCUGCUGUGUCUUAUGGAGAUGACUUUCACCCGCCCGGCCAACCACAGGCAGCUCACUUUCGAGGAGAUCGCCAAGAGUGCCAAAGUCACGGUGAACGAGGUGGAGCUGCUGGUGAUGAAGGCGCUGUCGGUGGGCUUGGUGAAGGGCAGCAUCGAUGAGGUGGACAAGAGGGUGCACAUGACGUGGGUACAGCCGCGCGUGUUGGAUUUACAGCAGAUCAAGGGGAUGAAAGACCGCCUGGAUUUCUGGUGCACGGACGUGAGGAGCAUGGAGAUGCUGGUGGAGCACCAGGCUCACGACAUCCUGACAUAGAGGAGCUCGCGCUGCCCCGGGAGAGGAACCGCUGCUGCCGCCGGCAGCGCUCAGACCACUGACUCUGUGCGGAAUUACACUGGGGGGGGGUGGGCAGAGGGGGGAGCAGCUUUUCCACGCGUGUUCGGGGCAGUAAGUGGCCUUUCGCUGGGUAACCCUUUGGUGCUUGGAGUCAAGACUUCCCUGCGUGCCAACGUUAGUGGCACCGACCACGAGAGCUCCCGUCCCGCUCUCCUGAAGGGAGGACGACGGCUC
Messenger RNA from Tauraco erythrolophus (red-crested turaco), 1212 nucleotides. The record is from RefSeq and is a predicted model, not a curated record. NCBI's taxonomy places the organism in Eukaryota, Metazoa, Chordata, Aves, Musophagiformes, Musophagidae.